CCUGACCCACCCCCCUUGCCUCCAAAUUCUGCCUCCCCCCCCCCAAGUGUAUAAAACCCUUUGCUCCUUUCCUUUGCUUGCAUUUUCCUCGCAAAGAGACCAGCUUUUGGUGCAAACCUUCUGCCCCGUCUCCCGCCCCACCCACACGGCAGACAUCCCUGACACUUGCCCCUGCCCAUCCCUCAACCGAACAUCCCGGCAGGCGGAAGAACUCCUGAGGAUCAUGGCCAGCGUCGAACUGACCGAGCUUGAGGCAGCCAUUGAGAAAAUCGUCUCUGCCUUCUUCACGUGUGCCAGCCGUGAGGGCAAAAAGAACACACUGACGAUCAAUGAGUUCAAGGAGUUGGCCACCACGCAACUCCCGAAUCUCAUGAAGGACGUUGUGGAUCUUGACGAGAAGAUGAAGAGCUUGGACGUCAACAAUGACGAGGAGCUGAAAUUCGGCGAGUUUUGGAGGCUCAUCGGGGAGCUGGCCAAAGAAAUCAAGAAAGAGAAACUGGGGAAAAAGAAGUGAGCGGGGCGUGCAUGUGUGUUUGUGAGUGUGUGUUUUUGCAGGCAAGGUGGAGGGGAGCGAACGGGACAUGGUGUCCAGAGGUGCUUGGGGGACGAGGAAGGGGGCCGCAGAUCAUGCAGAAAUAAAAUUCAUGUCGUUCGCAG
Molecule: messenger RNA, 657 nt
Organism: Gekko japonicus
Lineage: Eukaryota; Metazoa; Chordata; Lepidosauria; Squamata; Gekkonidae
Gene: S100A13
Product: S100 calcium binding protein A13
Exons: 3
Coding region: 224-514 (96 amino acids)
Biological process (GO): positive regulation of cell population proliferation; positive regulation of canonical NF-kappaB signal transduction
Cellular component (GO): perinuclear region of cytoplasm
Molecular function (GO): RAGE receptor binding
Source: RefSeq, a predicted model, not a curated record